Dissoconium aciculare CBS 342.82 is the source of this 1592-nucleotide messenger RNA. RefSeq lists its product as uncharacterized. The transcript has a single exon. Lineage: Eukaryota; Fungi; Ascomycota; Dothideomycetes; Mycosphaerellales; Dissoconiaceae. The coding region runs from base 137 to 1414 and encodes 425 amino acids. The record is from RefSeq and is a predicted model, not a curated record.
UGCAGACCAUCAACUCUGAGCAUGACUCUGCACAAGAGUCUCAUGCCGAAGGCCCAAAGAGCAUGCGCCACAGACGGCGCAGGAGAUAGGAUGAAGAAGCCCUACAAGUGUGCUUCGAUCGGUAAUAACAGACAGCAUGCAAAUCAGAACCAAGCGCAAGACGGCGUCAACUCUUACUGGCGUCCUUACUUUCACUCGUCUCGAAGCAUUUGAGGACGAUUCUAUCAAGGUCCGAUACCAGCGGGAACUUCAAGAACCAUGGUCGAUCGAGAAAUUCGAAUCUUGUGUCCUCAAAUACUACAGCACCGAAGGACGUGCACUGGCACAAAGAUUGUCGCGCGAAGCAUUUGCCGCAGCAUUCCAUCUCAAACUCGACAGCAAGGAAGCAGAUGCAGUUUCUGUCGUCCGUGAAUCCGACGCUCCGGGCGUUGCUCUUCGAGUGGUUACUGAUCCAAAGUCUCGGCUUGCGAUAGAAGCCAUGUUUCUCAUGGUCAUCUUUGGAGGUUUCACUGAGGAUUUUCAUGGUAAAGUCACCGGCAAGAGCCAAGAGAUCCUUGAGUGCUAUCUGAAAAGGCUACCGGCGCUACCCGUACGUCAAGAAGCGAUUAUCCUUGAUAUAUUAUACACACUCGCACCUUGGCAACCGAUGCCAGCAAAUCGAUAUCUUGACCAAGGCUAUUUUGCGCAAAAGUGGACUGACAUGACAAUGAUCUCAUCUAGGUCAUCCGUUCCUGCGAGGAAUCCCUGGGUAGGUAUCCCUCCAGCGUCAAUUGCCGUAGUUCCCCACGGUAUAUUCCCCUACUGCAUGAACGAGCUCCGCCGUAAGGUCAACGAAGUGGUCCAAGAGCCGCUCUGCUACCAGCGACUGGGACUGAAAACCUCUGCCAUGGCCAUGACGAUGGCAAUGGACGGCGAUCAUGACGCUCACCGUGCCGAAAUUGACGAAAUCGUUCUGGAGUUGAAAUACACGCAUUUCCAAUCGUCGAGUCUCUUCAUGUUCUAUGACAAAACGUUGUGCACGGAUCCAGCGAUCGAGAAUUUGCGCGAUAUGCCGAAAACCUCCUAUGAGACAAAUGUCAGCAUUGGAGAGUACGCCGCGCGGAACACUAAAAUGGAAGAGAGCGACCUCGAAGGACUCGUAUGGUAUCCGAUGGCGCUCAACACUACGCGAGAUGGAUGCGAGUUCCUGACCCGCUGGUUCGACUGGGCCUUGAAGAAGGGCUUCCUGAAAUUAGUUCCCAAAGAUACACCUCCGCGUGUCAAGAUCAAUCUCCGCCGAGGCGAUUAUCAGCUAAUUCCUUACGCCCAGUAUCUGACUGAAUGGCACGGCGUCGACGCUCUUGUGCAAGAGAUCGAUAUGUGUGCUGCUCUGGAGGAGCGUGACGCUCGCGCUGCUGAGCUUCACGAACAGUAAGAAGAUAAUCCUGGUGUUGUUUUGCGAAGUCUUGGAAUCAUUCGGGAUGGAUCGCGUCGUCGUGUUUGGAAGUCUGGGACGAAAGCGUUGAAUGUGAUAUAGCCGAUCUCCUUUGCAUUGCUGGGAAAUUGCAGAUUAUUGGAUGCUUUCCACAGGUCAAGAACACACAUGUCAUCAG